Messenger RNA from Zingiber officinale, 2878 nucleotides. Its product is annotated as probable transcriptional regulator SLK2. Bases 513 to 2780 code for a protein of 755 amino acids. Gene Ontology annotation, cellular component: transcription regulator complex; nucleus. The transcript has 10 exons. NCBI's taxonomy places the organism in Eukaryota, Viridiplantae, Streptophyta, Magnoliopsida, Zingiberales, Zingiberaceae. Gene Ontology annotation, biological process: negative regulation of transcription by RNA polymerase II; positive regulation of transcription by RNA polymerase II. The record is from RefSeq and is a predicted model, not a curated record.
CGGACCGCCGCGAGAAAAGGGGCCAAAAGCAAGCUUGGAAGACACUCUUUCGUAUCUUCCCUGUCGAUCGCGUCUUCUGAAAUUUUCGCGUCUUCCGAUUCAGCCUUCGAUCCAAAGGGUCUUCAGUAAAAUCAGCACAUCGAGCCGCUCUCUUUAGAUUUUCUUCUUCUCGUUGAUUUUUCACCUGGAAGUUUUUUUUUCCCACCUUCUUUCUUGAAGUGUUGUUUCCGAUAAUGCUUGUCGCGUUUCACUGAGGCGAAUGGGAAUCUAGCGGUUGGAUUGUUCUGAAAUAUUGUUUCAUUCCAUGUUUCGUUUGUUGAUCUCGAUCGAUCGCCAUUAGAAAAAUUAGGGGCCGCUUGAGAUAAGUUUUCGCUGGAUAAGCGUCAGGAUUCGUGCUGCCAGUUUGUUCUUAGUGAGUUGCUGCUAAAGGUGGAGUUCAGUUGCAAUCUUCCUACGGUGCUGGUCUUUUCUUCCCAAGUGAUUGUGUUCACGAACUAGGUACUGUGAGUUCUAUGUCGGGACCACGCUACUCUGGUGUCGGACCAGCUUCCGGUGAUAUCAACCAGAUGAUCAAAAGCACGGGAAACAUCUCUGGUCCUAGUGUAGGUGCAAGCUCCCUUGUCACGGAUGCCAACUCAGCAUUCUCCGGUGUUUCUCAGUUGCAAAGAAGCACAAGCCUCAAUAACGAGUCAUAUAUGCGGCUUCCUGCUUCUCCCAUGUCUUUCUCCUCGAAUAUAUCAGGUUCUUCUGUGAUGGAUGGGUGCUCUAUAGUGCAGCAGAGCUCUCUCCAAGAACAGGUGCAAAGGCAAGGUCUGUCGACAGCGACAUCUCAGCUAAUAAAGCGAGAGCCACCCAGCGCUUCAAUGAAUGCCCAAAAGAGAGCACGGCUUGAUGGAAUGCAUGAUGAUGCCCUUCAGCAGCAGUUAAUCCAACAAUUGUUGCAGAGAAAUGAGUCCAUGCAGUCACCGCAAGGCCUGCAAAGCCAGCAGCUGCAGGCCAUUUUCCAAGAGCAGAGACUUAUGCAGAAUCAGCAUCAGCAGCUGCAGAUGAUGCACUCACUUUCUCAGAUGCAAAGGCCUCCUAUCACCCUACAGCAACAGCAGCUGCAUCACCUUAUGAAGCCUAAUCUUCCUCCGACUAAUUCUGUCAAACAACCUCUUCCUCUUAAUACUGGGAUAUGUUUUCGCAGGCUUAUGCAAUAUUUGUAUCACCUACGACAUCGACCAGCUGAUAACUCUAUAUUAUACUGGAGGAAAUUUGUGACUGAGUACUUUGCACCACGGGCUAGAAAAAGGUGGUGUUUAUCCUUGUGUGAUAACACGGGAAACCACACAUUUGGUGUUUUCCCGCAGUUGGCUGUGGAUGGAUGGCAGUGUGAUGUUUGUGGUUCUAAAUCUGGAAAAGGAUUUGAAGCCACUUUUGAAGUACUUCCUCGCCUUUUUCAAAUUAAAUGUGACCAUGGUGUUGUGGACGAAAAUCUAUUUCUUGACAUGCCACAUGAGUGCCGGCUAUCUUCAGGAAUUAUGGUAUUGAAGUAUGAAAGAGCUGUUCAUGAAAAUAUUUUUGAACAUCUACGUACUGUUCAUGAGGGACAACUACAGAUAAUAUUUACACCAGAACUGAAGAUUCUAUCCUGGGAGUUUUGUGCACGACGGCAUGAAGAGUUUAUUCCUCGUAGAUUGGUGGCACCUCAGGUUAAUCAAGUUCUGCAAGUUGCUCAAAAAUAUCGAACAGCUGUAACUGAAAAUAGUAGUACUGAAAUUUCACAUCAAGAUUUACAGUCCAGCUGCAAUAUGUUUGCAGCAGCCGGUAGACAGCUAGCGAGAAAUUUGGAUUCACAAUCAGUAAAUGACUUGGGAUUCUCAAAAAGAUUUGUCCGGUGCUUGCAGAUAGCUGAAGUUGUUUGUAGCAUGAAGGACCUGAUUGAUUUUAGCCAGGAGCAGAAGGUUGGAGCAAUUGAGAGUUUGAAGAACUAUCCAAGACAUGCUGCCACGAAGCUCCUGAAAGUGGAGCCAGGGAUGCUGAUGAGUGCUCAUUGUUUGAUAGGCGAACAGUCUCUGGAUAAGGUCGUAAGCAACCAUCCAGGCCUAAGCGGUUACAUAAACAAAAAUCUCACAGCCGGCCAAGUUUUAACCAACAGCCAGCAGAACGUUCAUGCAUCGAACAAUUACCAGAGUUUGCUGAGGAAUCCUUCAAAUUUAAAUCAAAGUAUGUUCUAUCAGGAUGCUUUGAGUUCGCCUAGAGGUUCCAAACACACACAGCCCGCAUCGAUCCAGGGUUCUGCCUCGGCUUCUCUGACCGAUGCAUCUGUAAAUAAGUUACCUGGACAACAGCCACUGCCAUUUGAUUCACAGACCCUGCAGGUAAACCAACACUUGCCGCAGCAUGUGCUUCAGCAGAUGCUGCAUGGAUUGAGGAACAAGAGAACUGAACAGCAAUCCUUCAGUUCUCCGAAUGGCAGCAAUUCACUCCGGAUGGGCGCUGAAGGAACCAGAAUUGGAAUAGAGGUGCAAAAUAUGUCGAAUAACAACCUCCCUGGUAACACUAACCCGGCAGUUCAAAGCAGAAGCAACAGUUUCAAAUCCACUGCCUCUGCUAACAACCCUUCAAUCGGCAGCACUAGUACUAACAGGAGAUCGGACUUGUCUGAGAAUUUGGAUCUGCAAGAAUUCGAAGUACCGUUCAAGAAUUCUUGGCGGACGACAUACUUGAUGGGGAAUCCGGGCGACGACAACUAUGGUUGGAAUGUGGAAGUUGUGAAAAAUGAAAAAACAUCAUGACAAUUCUGAAGUGAAGCUUGAUAUCUGCGUAUGCAAUAUCUUUUCUUAUUUUUGAAAGGGAAUCUAAUCUUUUAAUGAAGUUACGGAAGUUUAUUUUA